Messenger RNA from Diaporthe batatas, 468 nucleotides. RefSeq lists its product as uncharacterized. The transcript is spliced from 4 exons. The record is from RefSeq and is a predicted model, not a curated record. Lineage: Eukaryota; Fungi; Ascomycota; Sordariomycetes; Diaporthales; Diaporthaceae. Bases 1 to 468 code for a protein of 155 amino acids.
AUGAGAGUCCAUAUCGCCACCGCCCUUGCUCUGACCGUCCUCUAUGGGGUCCUCGCCGACUUGGACGUCGACAUCGAGGACAUACCAGCCGCAUGUCAGGCCAUCUGCCGUCCAACCUUGGAGCUUAGCCGUACCUGCGAUGUCGACGAGAACCUCGUUGGCGGCGAGGCGGCUGAAUUUCAGGGAGAGCAGGCGUGUUAUUGCCAAAAUCAGAGUUUCGACGUCGGGCGGAUGACGGCUCUCUGCCAGAGUUGUGUGGUGCAGAAUUCCUUCGAAUUCAACAACGCCAGAGAAGUCAACGAUAUCAUGGCUAUGUGCUCGUUCCAACCAGCUCAGUUUACCGCGGCUGAUGCGAAGGCCGCCGAUGGCGUCGUUGUACAGGCUACUCCCCCUGCAGGCCAAGAUACAGGUCUUCCCGGGCAAGGCAGAGGCAAAGGAAAGAACUGUCAGCCUGUCAUUCGCAAUUAA